Messenger RNA from Phascolarctos cinereus (koala), 1536 nucleotides. It is a transcript of the gene CAPZB, whose product is annotated as capping actin protein of muscle Z-line subunit beta. The record is from RefSeq and is a predicted model, not a curated record. Gene Ontology annotation, cellular component: cytoplasm; F-actin capping protein complex. Gene Ontology annotation, molecular function: actin filament binding. Gene Ontology annotation, biological process: regulation of lamellipodium assembly; cell morphogenesis; actin cytoskeleton organization. NCBI's taxonomy places the organism in Eukaryota, Metazoa, Chordata, Mammalia, Diprotodontia, Phascolarctidae.
UCUCAGCCCCAUGAGAUGCGCUGGGUGCCUGCCUCUUGGAGUGGUUGGCAACCUGGCUUCCUGCGACCCGAGGGCCAGGGAUGGAUGGCUGAACCUCCCUCGGUCACAGUGGGAGGGGGGAGCUGUCAGCCCGAGGGAAUGAGCGCACAAUCGGGCCCCUGUCACUCAGGAGCAUUUAUUGAACGCCCACUGUACAGCGAGCAAACUGUACCAGGCACCAUGCAGCCCGUGCAAAGGCGCUGUUUUCUGUCUAACCUGAACAACCAGGUGGCAAAAAUUAGAAGUGCCUCUUUUGGAAAGACUUUGGGAAAGAGUGACCAGCAGUUGGAUUGUGCCUUGGACUUAAUGAGGCGACUGCCUCCUCAGCAGAUUGAGAAGAACCUCAGUGACUUGAUCGACUUGGUCCCCAGCCUAUGUGAAGAUCUUCUGUCCUCUGUCGAUCAGCCCUUGAAAAUUGCCAGAGAUAAAGUGGUGGGAAAGGAUUAUCUUUUAUGUGACUACAACAGAGACGGAGAUUCCUAUAGGUCACCUUGGAGCAACAGGUAUGACCCUCCAUUGGAAGACGGGGCCAUGCCAUCUGCUCGCCUGCGUAAGCUGGAGGUAGAAGCCAACAAUGCCUUUGACCAGUACCGAGACCUAUAUUUUGAAGGUGGUGUCUCCUCUGUCUACCUCUGGGAUCUGGAUCACGGUUUUGCAGGAGUGAUCCUCAUUAAGAAGGCUGGCGAUGGAUCAAAGAAGAUCAAAGGCUGUUGGGAUUCCAUCCAUGUGGUGGAAGUUCAGGAAAAAUCCAGUGGCCGCACUGCCCAUUACAAGCUGACCUCCACGGUGAUGCUGUGGCUGCAGACCAAUAAAUCGGGCUCCGGCACCAUGAACCUCGGAGGCAGCCUCACUAGACAGAUGGAGAAAGACGAAACCGUGUGUGACUCCUCCCCACACAUAGCCAAUAUCGGACGCCUGGUAGAGGAUAUGGAAAAUAAAAUCAGAAGUACGCUGAAUGAGAUCUACUUUGGGAAAACAAAGGACAUUGUCAACGGGCUCAGGUCUGUGCAGACUUUUGCAGACAAAUCAAAGCAAGAAGCCCUUAAAAACGAUCUGGUGGAGGCUUUGAAGAGGAAGCAGCAAAGUUAAACUAUUCUUCCCGCUAACAAGCCACGCUGUGCACUCACUAGAUUCCUUUCUUAGAGAACUCUGCCUCCGCCUCCCUCCCCCAUGUCACGUAACAAUCCGCUUCCGAGCUGCGCCAUCUCUCCCGUGAAUAAAGCUGUAUAAGCCUUCUCAGUCUGAGACCGACUUUCCACCACAUUUUCCUACAAGACCUUCCUUCUGGGUUUCCAUGGAGACCAUGAGUUGUUGUUGGGUUGGGGUUUUUGUUUUUGAUUUGUUUUUGGGUUGUUUUUUUUUUUGUUCUCUCUUCCCCCAGUGUCCCCAAUCCAUUUAUAGGCAUCAAACACAGUCCAUCUGUCUGUCCAGGCCUGCCCUCCCACCUUUUUGUUACAUUGGUGUAAAAAAUGUAAAACAAAAAAAAUUUAUGAAAUA